AUGUUAAACUUUGCAAACAGAUUAUUUAAAAAUCAAACCAAUAAAAACACAUGUACAUUAUUCCAACAUCUUCAAUAUCAACAACAAUAUAUCAACAGUGGUAUAAGAUGCACAACACUCAAUAAUAAUACAUUAUGUUCAACAACACAACACUACUCAUCAAUUAGUAAUAAUAUGAGUAGUAGUAGUAGUAGUAGUAGUAGUAACAACAGUAACAACAAUAAUAGUAAUACUUUAGCAUCUAAUCAUGAGAGUAAUAAUAAUAAUAAUAUUAAAAGUUAUAAACCUUUAAUUAAAAAUAAUAGUGGUAAACCAUUAUUCCUACAAAAUAGUAAUAAUAAUAAUAGUAGUAGUAAUAAUAAUAAUAAUAAUAAUAAUGUAAAUAGUUUGAAUAGUAACGGUGGUAAUGGAGUCCAUUUGGAUCAAACAAAACCACCAAAAACCAUAAAGAUAAAGAUCAAAUCAAAGGAUCCAUUCAUUGAGUUACCUGGGGGUGGAAGGAUCUAUUUCGACAAAAAGCCAACAAAGAAGAAACAAUCAACAAAAGAUAAUUCAGAAUCCUUGACUACAUCAACAUCUACACCAACACCAACGUCAGCAUCACCAAUAGAAACUUCAUCCAAUUCAAUUACAGAUACAACUUUAACAACUACAACAACAACAACAACAACAGCAACAAAUAUCAAUACACCAAGUAUAAAUACAAUAACAACAGCACCAAAUAUAUCUAGUAAUGUUAUAGAGGAAGUAGAAGAGAAGCAGAAGAGUCAAUAUAAAGAAAAUGUAGAUGUUGUUAUUAAAGUGAAAGAAGAAGAAGAAGAAGAAGAUGAUGAUGAUGAUGAAAUGGUGUCAAAGAAACAUACAUUGAUUAUAGAUGGUACACCUCUCUUAUAUAAAGCAUUCAAUGGAUCACCAUUGUUAUCUGUCGAUGGUCAACCCAUCAAUGCAAUUCAUGGUUACACUCAAUCGAUUUUACGAUUCCUCAAGGAUUUCAAACCAGACUAUGUUGCACUGUGUUUCGAUCCACGUGGUGGUUCUUUUCGUCGCGAGUUGUAUCCGGCCUACAAAUCACAUAGACCACCGAUGCCCGAUGAUCUUCAAUCGCAAUUCGCACUGAUCGAUCACCUCUCCGAUGCCAUCGGUAUACCGGUGUUGAAGAUCGAUCGCUACGAAAGCGAUGACCUGAUAGCCACCUACACACGCAUUGCCAACGAAGCAGGUCAUCGUAUUACCAUCGUGAGUGACGACAAAGAUCUGCUGCAGCUCGUUACCAACGAGAACAUCUCGGUGUAUCGUCCCAAGUCGAAUGAAAUCAUAGGAGAGUCCGAUGUCUCUGAGAGAAUCGGUGUAGAUAGCGAGUUUGUAACUACCUUUCAAUCUUUAGUUGGUGAUACUUCAGAUAACAUUCCAGGAGUACCAGGUUUAGGACCUAAAACAGCAAUUUCUAUUAUCAAUAGUUUUGGACAUCUCAAAGAUAUCUUGGAGAAUGUUGAAAACUUACCAACUAAAUUACAAGAAAAGAUUCAAAAUUUGAAAGAUCAAAUUCAUUUAUCAUAUCAACUAGUUACUUUGAAUAAGAAUGUAAAUGUACCACCAUUAGAUAGUUUAAAGUUUAAUCCAAUCAACAAAACAAAAUUGAUUGAAUAUUUAGAUAGAUUUAAAUUUCAAAGAAUUAAAGAUUCACUUUACAAGUUGGAUCUACCGUUUGAAGGUGAAGAGAUAAAUGCUGGUGGUGUACAAGCUUUGAAAUCUACAAAGUCGAGAGCAAAAUCGAAAUCUAAAGUAGUACAGAGUGUCGUAAAUGAAGAUCAAGUAGAUGGUGACGAUAUUGUUAGUGCUGCGGAUUUGGUGAAUUUCAAUGACGGUGAUGAAACUACUACUGAUAUUUCAGUGGAUAGCGAAUCAAAACCAAAGAGAAAGAAGAGAAAGUCAAAGAUGGAGGUUAUCGAUGGUGUCGAAGAAGAUGCCGCUCUGACUGAGCCACUCGAUGAAAUCUAUGUACCGGUGACGGAGGAGGAGAUCUCUAGAAUAAGAAUGCCAAAUGUUACGGUUGUCAAUGAUGUUGAGAAAGCCAAGGCAAUAGUUAAUCAACUGCUAUCGCUAACCUAUCUCUAUCAUGCGUGUGAUACAGAGGUGGUUGACUUGGAUCUAAAGAAGCAGUCACCAAUUGGACAUGGUAGAAUCAUUUGUUUCAGUGUCUACUGUGGACCGGACAUUGAUUUCGGCACUGGAAGUAGACUCUGGGUCGACACUAUGGGUGAACAAGGCAAUGAGAUUCUCGAGGUGUUCCGUCCUUACUUUGAGAGUGAAUCGAUCUACAAGGUUUGGCACAACUAUGGAUUCGAUAGACAUAUUUUCUACAAUCACAACAUCGAUGUCAAAGGAUUCGGCGGUGAUACUCUUCAUAUGGCUAGACUGUGGGAUGCCGCGCGUAAUGGCAGAGGUGGAUACUCGUUGGAGGGACUCUCAAAGGAGUUGCUAGACAACCAUAAAACCAGUAUUAAAGAUCUGUUCGGUAAGAAUAAGAUCAAGGCAGACGGAUUGCCUGGAAAGGAUAUUAUCGUUCCGCCAUUGGAGGUGAUACAAAGACAUCCGAAACAUCUGGAGACAUGGAUCGAGUAUUCAUCGCUCGAUGCCGAACUCACCUGGAAUCUUCGUGAGAAUCUACAAGCCAAACUACAAAACAUGGUUUGGAUGAAUGACACCAACAUGUGGGACUUUUACCACAACUUGUGGAGACCGUUCGGACAUUUGCUGACAGACAUGGAGCGUCGUGGUAUGAAGGUGGACAUCGAGCAUCUCAAAACAGUUGAGGGUGUUGCAACCAAAGAUAUUCAAGACAACAUGGAUGCAUUCCAACAAUGGGCUGUUAAAUACUGUCCCAAUGCCAAGUAUAUGAAUCCUUCGUCUGAUGCACAGAUUCAACAACUCCUUUUUGCACCGACCAAAAAUGUAAAGACCAAAGAGGAAAUGCCGUUGGAGCGAGAGUUUGAGACAGAGAACACCGAGGGAUUUAUUGAAGAGGGUAAAAAGAAACCAAAGAAGAUGCGUCCGUUCUUGCUUUCCGGGUUGGGUCUACCGUUUGGAUCACAUACCGCCAGUGGUUGGCCAGCAGUCGACUCGGCAUCACUCCGUGAUCUAGCAGGAAAUCCUUCCAAAGGCAAAUAUGGAAAGAUCUUCAAUCAUUUCAAAGAUAAAUCAGAGGAUAAGGAGAAAGGUGAACAGGAAGGUAUCGAAGCUUCCAAGGCCAUCACAUCACUGUUGGAAAUCGGUAGUGUUGGAACACUUCUCAGUUCAUUCAUUAUCCCACUCCAGAAACUUUGUGACUCCAAUCAUCGUGUACAUACUUCGGUCAAUGUGAAUACCGAGACUGGUAGACUCUCUUCAAAGCGUCCAAACCUUCAGAAUCAACCAGCACUUGAAAAAGAUCGUUAUAAAAUCAGAAAAGCUUUUACAUGUGAACCUGGAAAUACUUUGGUUGUGGCAGAUUACGGUCAGUUGGAGCUACGACUGCUGGCGCAUAUAACCAACUGUCGCUCGAUGAUCAAUGCAUUCAAGAUUGGUGGUGAUUUCCACUCGCGUACUGCAAUGGGAAUGUAUCCUCAUGUUAAAGAAGCGGUGGACAGAGGUGAUGUGCUGCUAGAGUGGGACGGUGACGGUGAGCCACCAAAGCCACUGCUAAAAGAUUCGUUCGGUGCUGAACGUAGAAAAGCAAAGACUCUCAAUUUCUCAAUUGCCUAUGGCAAGACCGCUCAUGGUUUAUCAAAAGACUGGGGUGUGACUCUCAAAGAAGCACAGGAGACAUUGGAUCGUUGGUAUUCCGAUCGUCCCGAAGUAUUGUUGUGGCAACGAAAGACCAUUCAGAUUGCCAACACUCACAAAUGGACGAGAACACUCAUGGGAAGAUAUCGUAUGUUACCAGACAUUGACAAUCCGGCCAAAGGAAUGAAAGGACAUUCUGAACGUGCCUCUAUUAAUACCCCGCUACAGGGUGGAGCAGCCGAUAUCGUAAUGAAGGCAAUGUUGAUGAUCGAAGAGGACAAACGAUUGAAAGAGCUAGGUUUCCAAUUGAUCAUGCAGAUUCACGAUGAGCUUAUCCUGGAAGGACCAGAGCAACAUGCAAAAGAAGCACGUGAAAUCGUAAUGAGACUCAUGUCGAAUCCACUCAACACACCGCUACUAGUUGAAUUGGUUGUCGAUUGUCGAUUUGCAAAGACAUGGUAUGAAGCUAAAUAA
Heterostelium album PN500 is the source of this 4236-nucleotide messenger RNA. It is a transcript of the gene polA, whose product is annotated as mitochondrial DNA polymerase A. The record is from RefSeq and is a predicted model, not a curated record. Lineage: Eukaryota; Evosea; Eumycetozoa; Acytosteliales; Acytosteliaceae. The transcript is spliced from 4 exons. The coding region runs from base 1 to 4236 and encodes 1411 amino acids. Gene Ontology annotation, biological process: double-strand break repair; DNA-templated DNA replication. Gene Ontology annotation, molecular function: 3'-5' exonuclease activity; DNA binding; DNA-directed DNA polymerase activity.